Molecule: messenger RNA, 697 nt
Organism: Papilio xuthus (Asian swallowtail)
Lineage: Eukaryota; Metazoa; Arthropoda; Insecta; Lepidoptera; Papilionidae
Source: RefSeq, a predicted model, not a curated record
GUUAAUAAAAGAGUCACUUUAUCAUAUAAAAUCUCAUGACAUACAUCUAAGUAAUAGAGGCAACGAUAAAUUACUCCUGUUUCCUAUUACUUUAUUUAGUAGUAAAUAGUAAGGAAAAAGUUAAGAGUUACUUUAAUUAUAUUAGGUUAUAUCAACAAAAACAUAUAUUAAUUAGUCUAACAUAAUGGAUGAAGAAUUGGGUGACCUUACAGAAAGUGAUUUCAUCCUCCCACCAAUAAAAUACGAAUAUUUGGAUCAUACAGCUGAUGUUCAGCUACAUGCUUGGGGCGAUAGUCUUAAAGAAGCGUUUGAACAAUGUGGCAUGGCAAUGUUUGCAUAUAUGACAGAGAUGGCAUAUGUUCAAAUCAGAGAAGUGCACACCAUAGAAGCAAAUGCUGAUGACAUGAUAGGACUUCUCUAUCAUUUCCUAGAUGAACUGUUAUUUCUCUUCUCAGCCGAACCGUUUCUCAUUUGCAAGAAGUUAGUAAUAACUGAGUUCAAUACGGAAGAAUUCCGGAUAGUAUGCAAAUGCUACGGUGAAGAAUUUAAAAUCGGCACACACCCUCAAGGGACUGAAGUCAAAGCAAUUACAUAUUCGGCAAUGCAAAUUAUUGAUGAACCCAAAGAUCAUAAGUUUGAGGUUUUUGUUAUAAUUGAUAUUUGAGAUGAUCAUAUUACAAUAUUUUUUUAUGUUUCA